CCUCGUUUUCAAGUAGUUGAAUGAAAGUAGGCCCGGCUGAUAUAAGGUCUUGUUACUGUGAUGUUUCGCGGUGGAUCUUGAUAGAAAUAAAGAGAUCUUAGCCCAAAAUAGCAUCAGGCGUAGAAGAAAAAUAUAUUCUGGAAACAAGAUAAAAUGCCAGGGAAAAUAUUGGUUCCUUUUGCACCUAAAGCAAGUAAACAAAUGGGCAUACCAGAAACACCGCUUUACAGUGGUAGUAAAUUCCAAGGACAUCAGAAGAGUAAAGGGAACCGUUACGACGUUGAAGUUGUAUUCCAGCAUGUUGACGAGGAAAAUGCAUUCUUAUGCGGAUACUUAAAAAUCAAAGACUUGACUGAGGAAUAUCCAACACUGAUGACAUACUUUGAUGGUGAAAUUAUUGGUGCUAAACAUCCAUUUCUGACAAGAAAAUGGGAUGCUGAUGAAGAUGUUGAUAGAAAGCAUUGGGGAAAAUUCCUAGCAUUUUACCAAUAUGCCAAGACAUUUAAUUCUGACAAGUUUGAUUAUGAGCAGUUAAAGAAGAUUGAUUUUGUUUUUAUGAGAUGGAAGGAGCAUUUCCUCGUCCCGGAUCAUACAAUCACAGACAUCCCUGGUGCAUCGUUUGCUGGUUUUUAUUAUAUAUGUUUCCAAAAGUCAACAGCAACAAUAGAAGGGUAUUACUACCAUCGCAAUUCUGAAUGGUUCCAGUCACUCAACCUGGUUCAUGUCCCAGACCACUGUCCUUCAGUUUUUCAGUUCCGGUGAAAUCCCAUCGAUUAUCAAAACAUGGUUAAGGGUUUUUACUGUUGAGCUAGCUUGCAUUGCAAGCUUAACACCCAGGAAAACUCAUUGAACAUCCUAGCACCGUCCUCGCAUUCAGCUCCCAACCAACCAUAUUAGAUGACUGCUCCAAGAAGAGAUCGUGGUUCUGAACUAUUAUAGUUUCAAUUCAGGGAUUUUCUUUGUGUGAUGACGAAAUUCCUUUUAAUAUAUUUAACAGCAAAGUGGGGCGAAAUUCAGCCUUUUAAUCCUUUUUUUAAACCAAUGUAAGUUGUGCUUUUGUAACGGCUCUUGGUUUUUGGAGGCUAAAAGAUAUGCUACAAUUCGCUAAGAAAGAUUGGCUUGUGUGUUACUGAUUAUAAUCAUAAGAACGAAUAACAUGAAGAGGUUCGCAAGUUUAUUUUCCUCGUUCAUUUGAGAGACAGCUUUUGUGGGCCAAGUUUUUCUCAGUUUAUUUUGUCUCUUUUGCACGAAACAAGGAUGGAUUGCUUGUAGAUAGAUUAGUUGACAAUUGUUUGAAUCUUUUUUCUCUCAUAUCAAACUGGUAACACCUUAUAUUUCUAAUUAGGAAUAUGUGUGUGUAAAUAAGUGCGUUUAAAAGCAUCAAGAGCUUGAAGUUUGGCUCUUAAAAUGCAGAUUGCAACGAUUCCUCGAAUAACUUGAUGUAGAUUGGCUUAAAGCUAACUUCUCACAAUUGUGAUGUGAGCCGAUUUCAUUAUGAUCGUGUUUUUUUCUUCAAAUUUCAUGAUGAUUUUCUUAAAAUCGUGUUUUACUGUCGAUGUGCAAGCUGCCUUGCAAGAAGUCGUAAUGUGCUUAAAGUAUUCGUUUAAUGUUCUCUGUAACUUUGUUUUUAUUAAUCAGAAUUGUCAAUCGAAGUUAAAUCUUA
Rhopilema esculentum is the source of this 1663-nucleotide messenger RNA. RefSeq names its product glucose-induced degradation protein 4 homolog. The record is from RefSeq and is a predicted model, not a curated record. Gene Ontology annotation, biological process: protein targeting to vacuole; protein catabolic process in the vacuole; negative regulation of gluconeogenesis. Gene Ontology annotation, cellular component: GID complex. Lineage: Eukaryota; Metazoa; Cnidaria; Scyphozoa; Rhizostomeae; Rhizostomatidae.